AUGGAGGAAAAGAGCAUCGAUUCCUCCAUCUGGAGACGCCUGCGGAGAGGACGCAAACCUCCCAUCCCAGAGACUCGACAGCCAAAUCCAGAACAUGGCGCCGGCUUCUUCAGUCUGCUUACGUUCUCGUGGAUGUCUCCCAUCAUAGCGACCGGGUAUCGCCGCUCUCUUGAAGUGAACGAUAUCUGGCUUGUCCAUCCGGACCGUCGUGCACAGGAGAUGGCAGCAAGACUCCAGGCCAGCUUCCACGCCUACCACGGAAAAGGAGCCUCGCGGCCUCUGGCAAGAGCCAUCUUCCAAACUUUUAAAAAGGACAUCAUUGUCGGCGCUCUCGCGUCGUUUGUCUCCAGCAUGCUCCAGGUGCUUAUCCCCUUUGUGGUUCGGUUUGUCGUUGCCUACGCCGUGGAGGUUUACGACGCCCGGUUGUCGGACACAGACACCCCCAGACCAGCUAUCGGCAGGGGAAUCGGUCUCGUCGUGGGUAUCGCCAUCAUGCAAGUGUUCGCCAGUAUGGGGUAUAAUCAUUUCUUCUACCGCGGGAUGCUCGUCGGGGGUCAGAUCCGCGCGUCCUUGAUUGCCAUGAUCUUCAACAAGGCCAUGACGAUCUCAGGGCGAGCAAGGGCGGGAGAAACCACUGAAGAGACAAAAGAUACAGACAAAGGAACAACUACAGCCUGGGGCAACGGCCGCAUCAUCAAUCUGAUGUCCGUCGACACCUCGCGCAUCGACACUGCCGCAGGUUGGUUCCAUAUGAUCUGGUCAGCACCCCUGGGGCUGAUCGUUACCAUCAUCCUGCUGUUGAUCAAUCUGUCUUAUCCAGCCCUGGUUGGACUGGCUCUCUUCUUCAGCGCAGUCCCAGUCAUGGUGUUCAUUGUGCGCAACAUCCUCCGGCGGCGUGCGAAGAUCAACGCCCAGACUGACGAGCGCACAACCCUCACGCAGGAGGUGCUCCAGGCCAUUCGCUUCCUCAAAUAUUACGCCUGGGAAGGUGACUUCCUGGCCCGGCUGGCGGCAGUGCGUCGGAAGGAGGUGCGCGGCAUCCGGUUCCUGCUAGGGCACAGAAACAUCGCAAUCGCCAUGGGCAGCGCCGUCCCUGUGUUUGCGUCGAUGCUGACUUUCAUCACCUCCACGCUGACGAACCAUGCCCUCGCGCCCGCGACGACCUUCUCUUCCCUCGCUCUCUUCAACCAGCUGCGGAUUCCCCUCAUCAUGUUUCCGAUGGUUAUCGGGCUCGUCGCGGACGCAACCAAGUCUCUGAAACGACUGGAAGAGUUCUUUAUGGCAGAAGACGCGAUGGAUGUCGCUGAUGAAUGCAAAGAUGGCCUUGUUAUCAAUCUGCAAGAUGCCUCGUUUACAUGGGAGCGAGCGGCGUCAUCAGAGGAGAGAAAGCAGGACCAGCAACCGUUCACGCUCGACAACAUCACCCUCCAACUAUCUCCAUCCGAGCUGAUCGCCGUCGUGGGCAGCGUCGGCUCUGGCAAGUCGUCUCUCCUCUCCGCUAUGUCAGGCGAAAUGCGCCGCACAUCCGGUCAGCUACAGACUCGCGGCCGGCGUGCCAUGAGUGCCCAGGUGGCCUGGAUCCAGAACGCCACUGUGCGGGAUAAUAUCACUUUCGGCAGGGAGUUCGUUCAGGAGGAAUACGACCGCGUGGUGGACGCGUGCGCCCUGAGCCACGAUCUCCAGAUCCUGACGCAUGGCAGCGACACCGAGAUCGGCGAGCGCGGCAUCAACCUGUCUGGAGGCCAGAAACAACGCGUCAGUCUCGCGCGGGCAGUCUAUUCCGAUGCUGAUAUCGUUCUUCUCGACGACCCCCUGGGGGCAGUCGAUCCCCAUGUCGGCGCGCAUAUCAUGGACCACGCCAUCUGCGGUCUGAUGAAGGAUAAAUGUCGGAUCCUGGUCACACAUCAGCUGCAUGUUCUCCCUCGCUGUGACAGAAUUGUCGUCAUGGACCGGGGGAGGAUCGUCGCGUGCGACACCUUUGAAAAUCUGAUGGCCAGCAAUAAGAUAAUGCAGACGUUUGUGACGGAGCAGGCGCAGGAGCUGAAUUCCGAAGCUCUUACACACCCUCAAGCCAAGGGAAAGGAACAGGAGGUGGUCAAAGACAAGCAGCAACAGAUGCAACAGGAAGGCCAGGAGAGAAAAGGCAUCUCCAGCGCAGUGUAUAUCGACUAUUUCAAGUCCACCGGUUCCCUCUUGCUACCGCCGCUGGUCCUUCUGGUCCUCUGCACCGCCCAGGCUUGCAAUAUCAUGACAAACCUGUGGCUAGCCUGGUGGUCUGAGAAUCAUUACGGGUUUCCACUGGGAGUUAACAUCGGAGUAUACGCCGUCCUGGGUAUAUCGCAAGGAAUCCUCCUCCUUCUCGCCGGGCUGGGGUUCACAAUCUUCGGAACAGAAGCAAGCAAGCGGAUGAUGCAUCGCGCAAUGCAAUCCAUCCUGUGUGCGCCCAUGUCCUUCUUCGACACGACGCCCCUAGGGCGAAUCAUGAACCGGCUAUCCAAGGACAUCGACGUGAUGGACAACAAUCUGACCGAGUCGUUGCGCGCAGCGUGCACGACGGUGUCGAUGUUGAUCUCAAUCAUUAUCCUGACGAUAGCAUAUUACUAUUACUUUGCCGUCGCGCUGGUGCCGCUGUGCGUCUUCUAUCUCGUCUGUGCGGCAUACUACCGCUCCUCGGCGCUGGCGAUCAAGCGCCACGAAGCCGUGUUCCGCAGCAAUGUCUUUGCCAAGUUCAACGAGGCUGUCCUGGGGACGACCACGAUCCGCGCGUACGGUAUGCAGGCCAGAUUCUCGGGCACCCUCACCGAUGCAAUCGAUACAAUGGACUCGGCGUAUUAUCUCACGUUUGGUAACCAGCGCUGGCUGGGCGUUCGGAUCGACGGCAUCGGCGUUGUCUUCUUAAUUGUCACCGGCAUGCUUGUCGUGACUGACCGGUUCACCGUUUCGCCCAGUAUCAGCGGGUUAGUUCUUUCGUAUCUGGUCUCUGUCACUCAGGCGUUGCUGCUCGCUGUGAGACAGGUUGCCGAUGCACAGAACAACAUGAAUGCCGUUGAACGUGUGCAUGAAUAUACCGGUCUUACAGGGGAGGGAUCGGACAAGGGGAAGGGCGGCAACCUGCCCGGAAGCUGGCCGGUUCAAGGUCAGAUCAGCUUCAACAACGUGCAAAUGCGGUACAGAGAUGGUCUUCCCCUCGUUUUGGACGGGCUGGACCUCCAGAUUCAUGCGGGAGAGAGACUGGGUAUCGUCGGACGCACGGGAGCAGGUAAGUCGAGCAUCAUGGUGGCUCUGUUCCGACUCGUCGAGCUGGCCGGGGGAUCCGUGUGUAUCGACGACGUGGACAUCAGUACGAUCUCACUGAAAGAUCUCCGAUCUCGAUUGGCGAUCAUCCCGCAGGAUCCAACCUUGUUCCGUGGCACGGUGAGGAGCAACCUCGACCCAUUCGGCCAGCACAGCGAUGGCGACCUCUGGUAUGCCCUCCGGCAGGCAAAUCUAGUAGAUGAAGACGAACACAAAGAUGGCCGCGUGACACUCGACACCGUCGUUGAAAGCGAGGGAACAAACUUUUCCCUCGGCCAGAGGCAGUUGAUGGGCCUGGCACGAGCGUUGGUGCGCGACUCGAGAAUCAUCGUGUGCGAUGAAGCGACAAGCUCCAUCGAUCUGGAGAGCGAUAGUAAGGUCCAGCAAACCAUGGCGGACGCGUUCCGAGAUCGGACAGUCUUGGUCAUUGCGCAUCGCCUGCGAACGAUCAUCAACUACGACCGUGUCGUGGUGAUUGAGGACGGCGGGGUUCUUGAGAUUGGAAAGCCGCUGGAAUUAUAUGAUCGAGGUGGAAAGUUCAGGGCCAUGUGCGAUAGGAGCGCCAUCACCAGGGAGGACUUCGAGACAAUAGGGCCGAGUGGUCGCGAUAGAUCAUCUGGAUGA
Penicilliopsis zonata CBS 506.65 is the source of this 3918-nucleotide messenger RNA. RefSeq lists its product as hypothetical. Gene Ontology annotation, molecular function: ATP hydrolysis activity; ABC-type transporter activity; ATP binding. NCBI's taxonomy places the organism in Eukaryota, Fungi, Ascomycota, Eurotiomycetes, Eurotiales, Aspergillaceae. Gene Ontology annotation, cellular component: membrane. Bases 1 to 3918 code for a protein of 1305 amino acids. The record is from RefSeq and is a predicted model, not a curated record. The transcript is spliced from 4 exons. Gene Ontology annotation, biological process: transmembrane transport.